Messenger RNA from Esox lucius (northern pike), 873 nucleotides. Its product is annotated as leukotriene B4 receptor 1-like. Gene Ontology annotation, molecular function: G protein-coupled receptor activity. Gene Ontology annotation, cellular component: membrane. Gene Ontology annotation, biological process: immune response; G protein-coupled receptor signaling pathway. NCBI's taxonomy places the organism in Eukaryota, Metazoa, Chordata, Actinopteri, Esociformes, Esocidae. Bases 1 to 873 code for a protein of 290 amino acids. The transcript has a single exon. The record is from RefSeq and is a predicted model, not a curated record.
AUGCAGUCCUACCCCUACUAUCACAUCACUCGCGUGAUGCCCAGUGUGAUCAUGGUCUUCUGUUUCAUGGUGGGAAUCCCUGGGAAUUUAAUGGUUAUGAUCGUUCUAUGCCGGAGGUUUGAGGGUGGGAACUUCACCAUGCUGCUGAUGCUGCAUCUGGCCCUGUGUGACCUGAUGGCUUUGCUGUGCCUUCCUCUGGCUGUCAAUAACCUACUGAAUUCCUGGGCUCUGGAGGCUGCCACCUGCAAGCUGCUCUUCUUCCUGAUCCAUUGCAGUCUUAACAGUAGUGUGUUUACCAUCACCCUGUUGAGUGUGCAGCGCUACAUCCAGGUGCUGUACCCCCAUAGCUGGGCACGUCUGGGCCGUAUGGGGGAAAAGGCGCUUCUAGUGUCCCUGUGGGGACUGGCGGGGACCAUAGCCUCUCCCACCUUGUCUGUUCGUGACAUGAAGAGAAACACAUUCGAUGGCAAUAUGUACUGCGUUUCACAUUACCUGAGCUCUGGACAGGAAAUUACCACCCUACUCAUCCAAACGCUAUUUGGAUUUGGAUUUCCCAGUUGCAUCCUGGCGACUUCAUACUUCUACCUCCACAGGAGGGUGAGCCAGGCAGCCCUGUUCAGGCAGCGCAGGCUGACCAAGCUGGUCACUUACAUUGUGGUGUCCUUCUUCUGCUUCUGGACGCCGCUGCACAUCUUCAACCUGCUGGCCCUGGGGAACAUGGUCAUGAAAAGCGACGAGGUGAAGGACGUUUGUCAAACAGCCUGGGACAUUAUUUUGGCCUUCACUCUAAUCAACAGCUGCCUCAACCCUUUCCUCUACGCCUUCGCCUCUUCAGCCAUACCCAGGACAAGCCCCCAGCCCAACAACAUAUGA